Cornus florida is the source of this 1747-nucleotide messenger RNA. RefSeq lists its product as uncharacterized. Gene Ontology annotation, molecular function: protein tyrosine phosphatase activity. Lineage: Eukaryota; Viridiplantae; Streptophyta; Magnoliopsida; Cornales; Cornaceae. Gene Ontology annotation, biological process: protein dephosphorylation. Bases 174 to 881 code for a protein of 235 amino acids. The record is from RefSeq and is a predicted model, not a curated record. The transcript has 5 exons.
AUUCGUUCCAAAGUUGGGAAGCACUCCACACCUGGUUGAGCCAUAUUGAAGUUGGAUCGGAACUCAGGCCCAUUAGGACCCUUUAAGCAACUAAAUCCUUGUGACAAACUUUUCAGACCUCGAUCCAAUAUUUUGUCAGUGCCUAGAGUAUCCCCCAUUUCAAGAUAGAACUGAUGAGGGCAUUGUACAGUGGAGUGCCAACCAUUCCAUACUUACGAUUCUGCCACCAUUCUCCUCCCACUAUCCUCUCUCUGGAAUCCCCAUUUGUCAUUCAUCUUCCUCCAAAACAAUACCCAUCUCGAAGUUCAAAUUCUCCACUUCUACAAAGACACAGACAAAGACCCACAAUCGCAGCUUCAAUGGCCUCCGCACCAUCAACUACAGAGCCAGAGACAGAGAUCAAGCCCUUCUCAGUCCUCUUUGUGUGCCUGGGCAACAUCUGCAGAAGCCCAGCGGCUGAGGGUGUCUUCAUAGACCUAGUCAAGAAAAGGGGCCUUGAUUCCAAGUUCAAGAUUGACUCUGCUGGAACCAUCAAUUACCACGAGGGUAAUGAAGCAGACCCAAGGAUGAGGGCUGCCGCUAAAAGGCGCGGUAUCAUGAUAACUUCGAUAUCCAGGCAGAUACAGCCGUCAGAUUUCAUAGAUUUUGAUCUCAUUCUUGCAAUGGACAAGACAAACAAAGAUGACAUACUUGGGGCUCUUGAGAGGUGGAAAUUUAGGGAGACAUUACCUGCUGAUGCACAUAAAAAGGUCCGGUUAAUGUGCUCCUAUUGUAAGAAGCAUGAUGAAACCGAAGUCCCAGAUCCUUACUAUGGUGGACCCCAGGGUUUUGAGAAGGAUGUCACUUGUGGGCUUAGCGAAAGUUCAGUGGAAUGGCACUGAAUGAGACAUGAGGAGGUUUAGACAGCUGCUAAAUUGGCAUUUGGCAAGAAAUCAAUGCCAAGUUUCACACGAAAUACAUGCUAACCAAUUUUCAGGACAAGUUAUGCUAUCAACAUAUUAAUCUAAAAUAAGCCGGCAUGUAAAUGGUAGAAUAUAUGAAAAUAAUAAUAAUCUGCAGACUAGGAGUCAGUGGUAAAGAUCCAUGGUAAGAGGCUAAGAGCUUGUUCGAUUGAAGGCUGGCCUAAUUUCUGAUAUAAGGAGGGAGUUCAUUUGCGAUACUGCAACAACCAUAUUGGUUCAAAUAUUUAUUCCAUGGUGCAUUAAAAGUGGAGGAAUAUUGGGACCCAUUUACUAGGAAAUCUUGACUUCAAACUUGGAAGAUAGCACCUAUGUUCAGUGACAGAAAUCGCAGUGCAUGGGCAACAUCAAUGCAGCCAUUCAAUUGACCUACUGUAUAUGAACUGUCUUCUUUUAAUAUGGCUGAUCCUAAAGAAAGGGUCUUAUGGCUAGCAAGGGAAGUAAAAGGGAAAACGAGAGCCUUACAAGAAGGUAAGGAUAAUGAAAAUUUGUUCGUCUAUAAGACCUAGAAUGCUAAUGAUUUAGAAGAGGACGAAGUAGAAAUUUCAUCCAUCUCAGUUGUUAGGCCUUUCCAUGCAGCCUCUAAAGCUGAGGGAAGGGUAUUUGUAGCACACAUCUAUUUUUCAAACAAGCUAAGAAGCUUAUUGUUAAUAAUGUUAGUUGCAGAAUGUUGUCUUAGCAGCCACGAUGAGCACCUCAAGCUGUCAAUCCAAUCACACCCAAAACUGCACAAAGCACCCUGCAUAGAUAACUGCCACUCUGAUAACUCAAUAUUGUCUCGUUUCUCU